This is a messenger RNA of Aspergillus sclerotioniger CBS 115572, 794 nucleotides long. RefSeq lists its product as uncharacterized. The record is from RefSeq and is a predicted model, not a curated record. The coding region runs from base 195 to 725 and encodes 176 amino acids. The transcript has a single exon. Lineage: Eukaryota; Fungi; Ascomycota; Eurotiomycetes; Eurotiales; Aspergillaceae.
ACUCGAUCCACUCCCUCGGAAGUACCGCGAGACAGGACGGCGAUCACCCCUCGGAAGGUGCGGAUCAGGCAUUUUGCGUGGGAGGUUCCAGAACGACCCCGAACCGACCCGGGAAACAAAGAGUGGGCGAGCAUACGUGUUGCACUGUUGAGGUCUUGACCUGCCCUGGACCAGAUGUUUUGAUCACCUAAGGGAUGGUUUGGCUUCAAAGCAUGGACUCCAUAUUAUGGGGGCGCAUACGACAGCCAGCUAGUCCGGAUGGGAUGAUGAUCGAUGAGUGUCGGCAGUGGCAACUGCAUCACAUCUCGGGGGGAUGGUACAUAGUAGAUAGCCUUCGCGUAGGCGCGCGCUGUCGGGAAAAUCGCCCGAGCUUAGAAGAGCACAUCAUAGCCGGAAAGGGAGAUUUCGACGAACGAAACCCCUGUUUGUGCUGGGAAUGGAGGAGGUUAAGGUUGAUUCCAUCCGACGGUAACUGGGGAGGAGGGGGGCGCCUGGGGAAAAUGGUCGGUCGCAUUCUUGAGUUACAGUGCAGGCUGUGCAGCCCGCCAAUGUCUUGUUGUGGUGGUGUCGCAUUCUUUGACUUCACAAGCUGGAUGGAUGCAUACACUUCGUUUGUUUUUACUUUUUCGAGGGGGCUUCCACGACGUGGUGAUAGACUGACUUCCUGCGCCCAAAAAAUUAGUUUUGAUGGGCUUCGUAUAGGUACAACAGGAAAGUAUGAUUAAACAAGUGUUCAUGCAGACCAAGGGAUGUCAUAAAAAUAAUACUAAUUAUAAUAAUGAUAAUAAAUCAUG